AUGAUCAUCGACGCCAUCGACGGUGAUUACGUCCCCAUGUCGAUGGUCCACCUCGAGCAGCUAUGCCGCGCGGGGAGGGCCGUCCCGCAGGUUGCGGUGUAUCGGAUCAAGGUGAGGACAAAGGCCGACACAGCGCCAAGGCCGGCGAAGCACGAGUACGAGUACGUCCACAUCAACCGGCUGGCGCUGGAGCUCUGCAAGGAUAUAGGCCCACUGACCGGGGAGAGGGCCAACGCGUGCUCGGUGCUGGCGCUCUUCACCAUCCUCACGGGGUGCGACUAUACGCAGGGACUGCCCACGGUGGGGCCGGCGAGGGUAUGGAGCCACAGGGACAUCGUCGUCCCGAUCCUAUCCCUCGUGGAUGGCAAGGAGGAGAGCCACGACCAGGACGUGGCGAUCAUCUCCCUGGCCUCCGCCGUGCUGUACGCCAUGGUGUACGAGAAGAGGAUCAGCCUGCGGGUGAACCAGUCCGCCCUGAGCGCGGUGGCGGACACGCCCGACCGGAGGAGGGAGGAAGAGAGGAUCAUGCGCUCGAUCAAGGAGUGCGGGAGCAUGGCCCCAGGGACGCUGGCGAAGCUCCCGGACGUCAACUACCUCCGUAGCCACUCUAGCAACGCCCUCUGGACACUGCUCUACUGGAACGCGGAUUCGCUCUACCCGGACCCGUACUCCAAGACCUACGGCUACAAGCGCAUCAAGUCAGGGGCCGCGGGAUGGGGAGUCAGCAGGCCUCGGUUAGCAUCGUGA
Messenger RNA from Guillardia theta CCMP2712, 747 nucleotides. RefSeq lists its product as hypothetical. The record is from RefSeq and is a predicted model, not a curated record. NCBI's taxonomy places the organism in Eukaryota, Cryptophyceae, Pyrenomonadales, Geminigeraceae. The transcript has a single exon. Bases 1 to 747 code for a protein of 248 amino acids.